Thermothielavioides terrestris NRRL 8126 is the source of this 771-nucleotide messenger RNA. RefSeq lists its product as uncharacterized. Gene Ontology annotation, biological process: mitochondrial respiratory chain complex II assembly. Gene Ontology annotation, cellular component: mitochondrion. The coding region runs from base 5 to 238 and encodes 77 amino acids. NCBI's taxonomy places the organism in Eukaryota, Fungi, Ascomycota, Sordariomycetes, Sordariales, Chaetomiaceae. The transcript has 2 exons. The record is from RefSeq and is a predicted model, not a curated record.
CGCAAUGCGUCUGUCCGGUCUUCAGAAAGAGGUCCUUGCCUUGUACCGGCAAUGUCUGCGGGAGUGCCGGAAGAAACCCGCGGCAAGCCGCAAAAACUUCCAGGUGUUUGCGAGAAAUGAAUUCGAAAAGAACAUCAAAAUCGACAAACGCGACUUUGGCGCUAUUGAGUUCCUGCUGCGCAAGGGCCGCCGGCAGCUGGACUUGUAUUCGUUGCCAGGCGUCAAGGACAUCAAAUGAGCGCCUGCCUGCUCCUUUGCCGGACAGGACCUGAGCGCAACAAGGAAACGACCAAGUAGCAGCUCUGCAGUCGGACUUCCCGCCAUGCAGCCAUCGCUCCUCAACUUCACCGUCACCAACGGGGUCCAAUCCAAGUGUGAUGGACGCACCACCCGCCAGUCAGACUUGCGUCCGCCGAUCCAAACAGCCCCGGCACGGCUCAACAGCAGCUAAAAAAGACCACGGGCUUGGCCAGGUUACGCCCGCUUGCGAACGUGCCUCGGCCUAGGCCUUUGAAGUCCCGAUCGCUCUCAAAGCGACCGUUUGCCUGGCCGGGUCUCUGAAGCUGUCAAGCCGAAGCCGAACGUUUAGGUUACGGGGCCGGUUCUGAGCAAUUGUCUCGACCGAUUAUGAAGGACCAACCUCUCUCUGCCUCGCUGCCAUUUCGGAGUCGGAGAGUUCACGUCGGGGAAAGGCACGGAACAGAGCUGCACCCCGAGGCUGGGCAUGCCCAGGGGAAGGAAGGAAGGCUCGUGACAUUCGUCCGAAUCAGG